ACACGGGGGUGAACUGCAACUGAGAGUUUAUUAACAGAAAAACCUAAUAUUUUUUAUCGAACCAAUCCGAGGAUCGAAUCCAAGAUCUAGGGAUAAGCUGUUAUUACCUUCAACCCGUAUUAAUAUUAAAUGACAACAUUUUUUAAGCAAUUAAAAUAUAUAAUAGUUUAAUAAAUAUAUGUUUCUGAUUACAAAUAGUACCUUAUACAAUUCCAAUAAAUUUGGUAUAAUAAAACAUUCCUAUAAUAAAAACAGUAAUUAAAUAUUGAAACAAUCGAAAUUAUAGGUAAUCAUAUUCGUAUCAGUUCACGCAAUCCAUUAACUAAUAUUAAUUUGAUGAAUGUUAUAAAUUCCGUCACUUCAUUAGAACCAUUUCAGUACAUUACAUACAUCCAACAUUUAUUCAUAACGAACAUUCGAAGAUGCUCUAUAAAAGUGAUAUUGCUGUCCAUCCAUCUUUAAAUUUAAAACCAUUCGUUGUUAAUAGAAAUACAUUCGUAACUAUAAAUAAUAAAAGGAUAAAUAAUACUAUUAAUCCAUAUUCGUUAGCGUAUACCCUGAAGCCUCUUUCAUAUUUAUCGAUGUUAUUUGGAAUGUGUUAUUUUGAAUACAGCAAAACUGGUAUCAAAAAAGUUAAUAAAUUUAACAAAAUUUAUGGCCUACUUAUUAUCAUAUUGUACUUAUCUUUGUUUGUUAUAAUGGACAGAAUCGAAUUAAAAGAAUCGGAAUCAGAAUUGCCUUUGAAGAAUUUAUCAAAAACCUUUGGAGUGACUCAAACCUUUGAAGUCAUACAUAGCAUAUUUGUUGUGAACUUUGUAAACAGCAUUUAUUACUUAAGAUUGCUUAAAACAAUGGACAGUAUUGAUGACCUUUACAAAACAAAUAAAAAACUUUUUUUCAAACGCCGUAUAUUCGUUACUGUCUUGACCGUAUUGCCUUUUGUCUUUUUUUCUUGUAAAUAUAUGAUUAAAAAUUACCAACCAUGGAGUUUAAUACCCGCCAUCUCAUUUAUACUUCAAAUGCUUCAAGGCGUAAAUUGUUUCUUUUUUAUAAUCGUGAUAUAUGCACUAUUUUUAAAUUUUAAUACGAUACUGUUAAAGAAAGCUGGGAAAAUAUCAACAUCAAAAGAACUUACCUUCAAAGAUAGUAUGUUUGCGAAAGUUGUUAAUGUAAGUCGUAGGAUAUUUAAUUAAAAUUUACAAAAACGAUUAUUAUAAAUCUUUUCAAUGAAGUCUGACGAUUUUUUAUUUUCACUUUUUUGGUUUUAACAACUUCUCUUGUUUUUUCAGAAAAUGAUCAGUCAUCCGGUUCAAACCGAAUCCCAUAAUGGCUAUUGUUGGUUUGAACUCAUGCAAAUAUAUGAUAAAAUCUCUGAAUGUAUUUAUCUUUUCAACAAAAUAUACGCGAAUCAGAUGAUGUUGAUGUUCAGCACAUGGCUUUUAUCCACUAUACUUCUGUUUUUCAGGUUUUUAUCUCCGACAUUACAGUACAUCGGUUCUGUUCAAGCGGAUGUCUAUUAUUACUCUUUCAUAAAUUUUCGACCAAUGUUUAUGACUGGUAUGGGCGAAAAACUUAUGGACGAAAGAAGAAAAUCACGAAUGAUUAUAGAACAUAUUUUAAUUUACCAUGAUUUGAAUCCAGAAUACCGAGAACAGAUAAAAAUUAUGGUUAAUUUAUUAGAAACCAGAAAAACUCAAUUGUCAGCAAGUAUAGGUCCAGUUAAUUUAGAAGGUUUAGUCGGAUUUGCGGGCCUUAUCCUUUCUUUCACGGUUGUAAUGAUACAGACAUUCUACACAAAUUAAAAAUAAUAUACUAAGUGUUUUUUUUUAAUUCAUAUUGGUUUCAAGAUCAAAAUUGUCCUAUCUUUAUUGUUGCAAUCAAUCCAAGAUCCUAAACGUUUGAAAGGAAACAUCAUAAAGAGAUAAUCUGGAAUAAGAAAUGAAUAUUGACGCCAUUUUCUUCCGCCAUAUGUAUCUAUGUAUCACCGAAAGCCAGAGCCGUCUCAAGAUAUGGUGGCCAUUGGGCACCCAUGAAUUUGGGCGCCUUUUGCUAGAUAUUUUUUGGUUUAAUUUGGUAAAUUGUUGGUUCUUCGGGGCCCUCUCAGGAUGGGGGCCCUGGGCACGUGCCCCAUGAGCCCUAAGGUAAAGACGGUAAUGCCGAAAGCGCAGUAUCCACAUUUCCUGAGACGAACAUUCUAUGAAAUAAAUGUGUUCCUUUACUAUAAUAAUUAUUAUAAAAUAAGUGUAUCGAAUUGAAUCAAAGUAUU
Messenger RNA from Vanessa tameamea, 2266 nucleotides. RefSeq lists its product as uncharacterized. The transcript is spliced from 4 exons. The coding region runs from base 1293 to 1802 and encodes 169 amino acids. NCBI's taxonomy places the organism in Eukaryota, Metazoa, Arthropoda, Insecta, Lepidoptera, Nymphalidae. The record is from RefSeq and is a predicted model, not a curated record.